UCCUUGGGGCUCCGCGUCCCGUCCCACCGGCUUUCCCUGCGCCGCCGGCUCUGCGUCCGGGAAGCAUGGCGGCCGCCGCGGCCGUGGUCUGGAGGCGCGGGCUGGCGGGGGCCGCAGCUGUGGCCAGGGGGGCUGGACGACCCUCGGUGCUGCUGCAGCGGGUGAGGCGGGAGAGCGCCGCGGCCGACGCGCGCCGUGAGUAUGCGCGCCGCGCGCGGCCGACCGCCCGCAGGGCCUCCUGCGUCCGGUGUUUGUCCUUGUCCGGAAUGCCCUUCCCCGGGUCUGGCCUUGGGGAGCUAGCCCGCAGGCUGAAUCGAGCCCUCUCUGCCCUAGAUCUCCAUUCCGUUUGGGCCCUACAAGCCUCCUUUUCCCUCUUGCAGUUACGCUAUGAUGAUGAGGUAAAGCGGGUGGUGGCCGAGCCAGUGGAGUUGGCUCAAGAGUUCCGAAAAUUUGACCUGAACAGCCCCUGGGAAGCCUUCCCUGCCUAUCGUCAGCCCCCUGAGAGUCUCAAGCUUGAAGCUGGAGUCAAGAAACCUGAAGCCAAGUAGCUCCAGGGAAGACAUGUGGAUCUUAAAGAGUACACCUUAUCUAUGAGUGUCCUUGUAAAUAAAUUCCUAUGUAAAACUC
Dipodomys ordii (Ord's kangaroo rat) is the source of this 627-nucleotide messenger RNA. It is a transcript of the gene Ndufs3, whose product is annotated as NADH dehydrogenase (ubiquinone) Fe-S protein 3, 30kDa (NADH-coenzyme Q reductase). The transcript has 3 exons. The coding region runs from base 66 to 548 and encodes 160 amino acids. Lineage: Eukaryota; Metazoa; Chordata; Mammalia; Rodentia; Heteromyidae. The record is from RefSeq and is a predicted model, not a curated record.